CCGCGGUGCAGAUUGUCCCUCAUGGGAUUCCGUACUCUCGCCCCGUAGCCGUUAGCGCCGCCCCGACCGUUUGGUCUGCAGCAGGAGGGCAGAGAAAGGCGAUGGCAGGUGUUCAUCCUCAGGACGACCUGCUGAAGAUGAGCCACAGGGAGAACUGGAGGAUGCAGCAUGAGCGGCUGCACGUGAAGCACCGGGGUCAUGAGGCCAUGCAUGCAGAGAUGGUGCUGAUCCUGAUCGCCACGCUGGUGGUGGCUCAGAUAGUCCUGGUGCAGUGGAAGCAGAGGCAUCACCGGUCCUACAAUCUGGUGACUCUGGUCCAGAUGUGGGUUGUCCCUCUUUACUUCACCAUCAAGCUCUACUGGUGGAGGUUCCUGUCCAUGUGGGGGAUGUUCUCAGUCAUCACCAGUUACGUCAUCUUCAGAGCGACCCGCAAGCCGCUAUCCUGCAGGACACCCAGGAUGGUCUACAAAUGGUUCCUGCUGAUCUACAAGCUGAGCUACGCGGUGGGAGUCCUGGGCUACCUGGCCAUCAUGUUCACCAUGUUCGGCUUCAACGUCUUCUUCAGGAUCAAGGCGGAGGACUCCAUGGACGUCGGCGUCAUCAUGCUUUUCUACGGUCUCUACUACGGCGUCAUGGGUCGAGACUUUGCAGAGAUCUGCUCCGACUACAUGGCUUCCACCAUCGGGUAUUACAACAGGGGAGGCAUUCCCAGCAGGAGCCUGAGCGGUGACAUCUGCGCCGUGUGCGGUCAGAGGAUCCUGGUGGAGGUGGAGGAGGAGGGGAUCAUAGAGGACACCUUCCAGCUCUCCUGUGGUCACAUAUUUCACGAGUUCUGCAUCCGGGGCUGGUGCAUUGUGGGAAAGAAGCAGACGUGUCCGUACUGCAACGAGAAGGUGGACCUGAAGCGGAUGAUGAACAACCCCUGGGAGAAAACUCACGUUUUGUACGGCCAGCUGCUGGACUGGCUGCGAUAUUUAGUCGCUUGGCAACCCAUCAUCAUCGGCAUCGUUCACGGAAUAAACUUCUCUCUGGGCCUGGAGUAGAGCCCAGAGGGACGCCACCGGAGUCGCUAGUAAAGGCGGCGCUGAGAAGGACCGCUUCCUGCUGCUGCUCUGAACUCUGCUGAAUUUCCUCUGGGCUGCACCUUCACCUCCAGAUCGCUGCCAACUCAAACUGCCGCCAACAUUAAGGACACUUCAGGCACAGAUCCAGUAGUUUGAAACCUUUUCAGUUGAUGUGAUAAAAUAAUUUACAUAGUAUUAUCUCAGUUUUAUUUGCACACUCCUUCCUUCUGGAUUAUUGGACUCCAGUUUCUGCUUUAUUUAUCUAAAGCUUUUGUUUUGCACAUUGUUUACAUGAGAACGGCUCCAAACUGCUCUAUAGUAUCAGGUAUUCAUGUUUUUCAAAUUUCCUUUAAAAUUCAGGUUUUAUUUAAACGUUUAUCUGAGGUUGUUAUAGAGAUAAUUUAUUACUGGUUGCUCCUGAACUCAGGAUCAGUUUUUCUCUGAAAAAGGCAUCAGUUUGAUGUUGAGUGCCAUUUAGGUUUAAAGUGUCAAAACGUUCUGAAAGAAAACGGUUUUAUUGAAACAAAUGUUUGAUUGCCAAGACUUCCUCUGAAUCUGAAUUUGUAUUAAAUAAACAUUUCUUAAAGCUUUA
This is a messenger RNA of Cyprinodon tularosa, 1656 nucleotides long. It is a transcript of the gene rnf175, whose product is annotated as ring finger protein 175. The record is from RefSeq and is a predicted model, not a curated record. Gene Ontology annotation, cellular component: Golgi membrane; endoplasmic reticulum membrane. The transcript has 9 exons. The coding region runs from base 102 to 1043 and encodes 313 amino acids. Gene Ontology annotation, molecular function: ubiquitin protein ligase activity; metal ion binding. Lineage: Eukaryota; Metazoa; Chordata; Actinopteri; Cyprinodontiformes; Cyprinodontidae.